GUACCUCGGGAACAAAGGGAUCCGAUGUCCAACGGCAGCUCCAUCACCCACUUCCUCCUGCUGGCAUUCGCAGACACGCGGGAGCUGCAGCUCUUGCACUUCUGGCUCUUCCUGGCCAUCUACCUGGCUGCCCUCCUGGGCAAUGGCCUCAUCAUCACUGCCGUAGCCUGUGACCACCGCCUCCACACCCCCAUGUACUUCUUCCUCCUCAGCCUCGCCCUCCUCGACCUGGGCUGCAUCUCCACCACUCUGCCCAAUGCCAUGGCCAGUUCCCUCUGGAACACCAGGACCAUCUCCUACUUGGGAUGUGUUGCUCAGCUCUUUCUUUUUUCCUUCUUGAUGUCAGCAGAGUUUUAUCUUCUGACAGUCAUGGCCUACGACCGCUAUGUUGCCAUCUGCAAACCCCUGCACUAUGGGUCCCUCCUGGGCAGCAGAGCUUGUGUCCACAUGGCAGCAGCUGCCUGGGGAACUGGUUUUCUCAGUGGUCUUCUUCACACUGCCAAUACAUUUUCACUGCCACUCUGCCAAGGCAAUAGCCUCGACCAGUUCUUCUGUGAAAUCCCCCAGAUCCUCAAGGUCUCCUGCUCACACUCCUACCUCAGGGAAUUUUGGCUUCUUGUGGUUGGUGCAUGUUUAAUACUUGGUUGUUUUGUUUUCAUUGUAGUGUCCUAUGUGCAGAUCUUCAGAGUCGUUCUGAGGAUUCCCUCGCAGCAGGGACGGCACAAAGCCUUUUCCACGUGCCUUCCUCAUCUGGUCGUUGUCUCCCUGUUUAUCAGCACUGCCACAUUUGCCUACCUGAAGCCCCCCUCCCUCUUUUCCCCAUCCCUGCAUCUUGCUGUGUCCGUUCUCUACUCAGUGGUGCCUACAGCAGUCAAUCCCCUCAUCUACAGCGUGAGGAACCAGGAGCUCAAGGAUUCCCUGAGGAAACUCAUCAACGGAUCUUGCACCAUCAACAGUAAUUUGCCUCCUCUUCUCUGCAUAGAUCCAAGAGUUUAG
Molecule: messenger RNA, 996 nt
Organism: Chroicocephalus ridibundus (black-headed gull)
Lineage: Eukaryota; Metazoa; Chordata; Aves; Charadriiformes; Laridae
Product: olfactory receptor 14A16-like
Exons: 1
Coding region: 25-996 (323 amino acids)
Biological process (GO): G protein-coupled receptor signaling pathway
Cellular component (GO): membrane
Molecular function (GO): odorant binding; G protein-coupled receptor activity; olfactory receptor activity
Source: RefSeq, a predicted model, not a curated record